GAGUUUUUAUUAUUUUUCCAUCAGAUCGUAACUUGUAUACUCCUUUCUCUAAAACUUUAUGAACCACGAAAAGACCCUUCCACUUCGGAUGAAGUUUAUGGCUUUUUGAAUAUUGUUGAGAAGCCUUAUAUACAAAUACUUGCUCUUCCUUUUUAA
Messenger RNA from Dentiscutata erythropus, 156 nucleotides. NCBI's taxonomy places the organism in Eukaryota, Fungi, Glomeromycota, Glomeromycetes, Diversisporales, Gigasporaceae. The record is from the annotation of a GenBank genome assembly.